Messenger RNA from Anopheles arabiensis, 9614 nucleotides. RefSeq names its product active breakpoint cluster region-related protein (gene RhoGAP1A). The transcript has 12 exons. Gene Ontology annotation, biological process: positive regulation of GTPase activity; intracellular signal transduction. The record is from RefSeq and is a predicted model, not a curated record. Gene Ontology annotation, molecular function: GTPase activator activity; guanyl-nucleotide exchange factor activity. The coding region runs from base 1514 to 6130 and encodes 1538 amino acids. Gene Ontology annotation, cellular component: membrane. Lineage: Eukaryota; Metazoa; Arthropoda; Insecta; Diptera; Culicidae.
CACCAAAGCGCCAGGGUUGUUGUUCGAAAAACGCCGAACCGAGUGGACGUGAACUGCGGCGAAGUGUGCGUGCCUGCCACAUAAGAGCCUUUCUGUGUGUUUCUUUUUUAAUUUUCUUUGCCGUCUCAACUGGUGCCGUCGUUCUCGCGCUUGCUGUAACACGCACGCAACAACAAAGGCCCGCACAAGGGAGGGCGUACACAGUGAGGGGGUGAAGAAAUUAGUGUGCUGUGCCCUGGGUGUGUGUGUGUGUGUGUGUGCGCGCCUGCCUAAAACAAACAUAUGCAUGGUUUGUGUAACGAAAGCGUCCUGUGAAUCGCCGCUGCACGGCCUGUGCGGUGUAGAGUCUAGUGUGUAUCACCUGCGUAUGGGUGGGUGUGUGUGUGUGUAUGUAUAGUGUGUGACUACUGUUUUGUGUGCCGUGCCACUGCCUUACGCGCGGUUUCUAACCCGCUGGAUAGCCCCUAGAGUGCUGCGAAACCCAAUAUCCGAACGAGUCAACAAACAAAAAAAAAAAAAACAAAAAAGAAUCUCAACCAAACGCAACACUCAGCCCAACACUCGCCCCAAGCCGGAGGGACGCACGCACGGUCGCUCCUUUCACCAGCGCACCCCGAUCGCCCGAUCUUCCCGUUUUCGUUCGUGGUGCAGGCGCUGCAGGUGGGAGAGGAGGUGGCGCGGUGUUGCAUUCGAGAGGUGACCCGGUGUUCGCUGCUGGUGUGUGCAUCCCUCGAAUGCCACCGUAACGUCGGGUCGGACAAUGGACUACUGUCUCCGAGCAGCAGCAGCAACAGUAGCCGCCGGGCCUGAACGGCGCCAUUUUGAGCCGGUCACGUCGUCGUCGUCGUCGUCAACGUCGCCACCGGUAGCGAUCGCGGCCAUCCGAGCGGGGCACGCUCGUGUUAGUGUUUAAGGUGCUCCCCUACCCCUAACGGGCGGGCUGUACUCCCCGGGGAUGCGGCCGGGGCACCACCGAACGGCCCCGAAAGUGGUUGUGCUGCGCGCACGAAAGCUCUGAAAAUUUGUGCCCGAUUCAGCGAAAAAAAAAAAACGGCCCAACGCCCAACCCUAUAAGUCACGCUAUACGCGCGUACCGCGCGGCCUUAAGGCGGCAGGGAAAGUGCUGUAAGCAAACGGUGCAGAGGAAAGUUUGGUGCGUGCGUGCGGAGUUUGGUUGUUGUUGUCAUUGCUGUUAAUGUAUUUGUGUGUGAAUGUGUUUUUCGUGCCGAAUAACUCAGCAGUUUGGUGAAGUAGAGCGAAUAAAAGAGAGAAGAAAAGGAAGGGGGUGGAAAAAACGAUGAAGACAAUCAACAAACUGCUACCGGCACACCAAGGAAAAAUGGUCAAAUAAGACGACCAACGAGCCUCUGUCAAAACAAAACCAGCGAAUAUCCGGGCGGCGUGCGUGCGCAGUGCAAUCGAUCUCAACUAAAGGACUAAGCAAAAGGAAAAGCAGCAAGAAAAGAAAAUUCGUAAUAAGAGCCUUACCGAUCCUAACCCCCGCCAAGCCAUUAUGAGUGUGUUCGGUGACUUCCAGCGGAUGUGGGUGCAGCGGUUUCCGCAGAGCUCGCUGUCGGACGCCUGGGAGCAGGAUGUGCGGGCGAGCCUCGAGCGGCACAAGCAGAAGAUCGCGGUCCUGUCGAAGGAGCUCGAGCAGGAAACGCUGUACGUCGAGUACCUGGAGCGGCUGCUCGGCGACGUAGAGAAGUACCGGGAGGCGGGCGGCGACCCGUCCACCCUGUUCGAGGCGAACUCGCCCGCGUCGGCGGCAAAUCUGCUGGCGGGAGGCGGUCAGCUGCGCGACUCGCUGCCCGGCCACGGCGACGGGGCGCACGAGCCGGACGAGGAAGAAGUGAAUCAAAUUAUCAAGGCGGCGGCCAGUAAUCAAUCAGCUGCCGGUGCUGCCCCGCCAACCACCGACGAUGCGGACGUCGCGGCCGGCGAGCAGCCGUCCGACCCGAGCGUCCAGCUUCGGUCGCGCGAGCUGCCACCGAAUCGCAACAACAACAGCCCACUGAAUCAGUGCAUCAACGAGCUGACGACCAACCUGCACAGCCGCCGGUGCGUGAGCGAGCUGGUGGCGGCCAGCAACAGCACAGCCACCUCCGCCACGACCAACCCAAUCAACGCCGGCGAACCGGCCCAUCAGUCAACAGCAGCCGGCGGUCCGGCCCAGCAAUCAACCAGCAACGGUCCGCAACCAACCGCCAACGGAGGCACCCCGGGGCACGAUGUGGCCGGGAAGGAAGCGGCCGGCCGGGUGCGCAGCGCCAGCCAAAGUGAGGCGCAGCAGCCCCUGCUCGCCUCGCCGAGCCAUUUCGUGACCGUGAUCGAGGUGAAAGAGUCAAAGGGCAACGGUGGCAGUGGUGGCAGUGUUGGUGGUGCUAGUGACAAAUCGCCACAGGACAGUGAGAUGCCGCCGGCGCCCAAGACGGCCAACUACGAGAACGUGCUGAUCAAUACCGGUGCCCGGUUCGGCGGCAGCGUGGAGAAUCUGGCCGAUCUGCCCUACCAGCAGCAGCAGCAGCAGCCGCACACGGGCGGCGUGAACGCCAGUACGUUCCUCGAUUCGAAGCAUCCGAAACCGCCGGACCGAAGCAGUGACGGUGGUGGUGGUGGUGGUGGUGUUGGUGUUGGUGGCAGCUUUACCGGAGGUGGCAGUUCCAUCUCCGAACGUACCUCGCAGCUGCUGGGAGCAUCGGCGGCCGCCGACCACAAGAAGAAAGUUCCACCGCGCCCACCGCCAAAGUAUGUGCGCCGUGCUGCGCCCGUUGAGCCACCGACCGUUCCGUCGCUGGCAAUGCAAAACCUCCGGAACAAAGAUGCUGGACCGGCCCAUUCCACGUCCGAGCCGGCCACUGGCACGACACCGGACAGCCCGAAUGUGACCAGCUCCUCGCUGGAGCGGAACAUCAAACCGUCGGAAAUGUAUCGCCAAAAGUCGUCCGACUCGCUCGACGUGAAGCUGUCGUCGGUCGGGUACGGUCCCGACCAGCCCGGCAAAGCCCGGCUGCCCAAGUCGGACAGCCUUAAGUCGAAGUCGUCGAGCACGGACAGUCCGACCGGGUCGCUAGGCAAGGUGGCGAGCGGUACGCCCGGCAUCGGUGCCUCCCCGACCGGUAGCCUGGGCAAGCUGCCGACCAGCAUGACCGGAAGCAGCAGCGACAGUCCUACCGGCAGCCUCGGCAAGAUGAACCAGCAGCAGCACCACCACCACCAAACGCCUCCUUACACCAGCCAGCACUCGUACCAGCAGCGGCACGGUACGGAUGGUGGUUUGCCGCACGUCGAUUCGAAGGAGUCGCUUGCGUCGGGCGGUGGUGGCACGGGCACGAUCGGCAGUACCGGCGCGAUCGGUCCCAUAUCGGAGCGGAUUAAGAGCUACGAAUCCAUCUCAUCGCUCAGCUCGGACAGUAUGCGCCAGCAGAACCCGAAGGACCAGGAGCACUACUACGAUACGGUGCCGCUCGACAACAGCGAUGGGGACUACGUGUACAUUCAGCCGGGCGGCGUUGGCACCGGCUCGACCUCGAGCCGGGACGACAUCUCGACGGUGGAGAAUGCCAGCACGCUGCUGAUGCCGUCCCAUCCGCGCAGCCACAACAGUAGCCAAACCAGCGUCCAGCUGGAACCAGAAUCUCCCGGGCGUAGCAGCAAUUACGUCAAUAUAGAGUACUUCAUUCACGCCAGUCAAAACAAUGAAAAUCGCAGCAGUUCCAUCGAUAGCGACGGUGAGGGCGACGGUGGCGCACCGGUACUGAUGCGUGCGAUCUCGACCGACACGGACGCCGGCAGUGGUGUGGUGGGCGCUGUAGGAGCUUCUCCCGGCGUCGGUACAUCCAGCGGAAGUGGCCUAUUUCGCAAGGUGUCGAACGCCAACCGGGACACGAUCAUACGGCGCAUCGUGACCAGCAUCAUCACGAGCGAAACGCUGUACGUGGAGUGUCUGAACAAGAUGAAGCAGUACAUGAAGGCGAUCCGGGCGACGCUGACCACUUCGCAACCUGUGAUAUCGGAGGAGGAGUUCCAGACGAUCUUCUUCAAGAUCGAGGACCUGCACGAGGUGCACAGCGAGUUCCUGACCGAGCUGCAGGCCCGGCUGGCCGCACCGGACGAGCCGGGCUCGCCGGACGGUGGGGGUCUGUGCGUGGGCGAACCGUUCCGCCGGCUGGCCACCCAAAUUCACCUGUACGGUGCGUUCCUGCACAACUACGGCCGGGCGAUCGACACGGUGAAGAUGUGCAGCACGCACAGCCAGCAGUUCAAGGAGAUCGUGUCGAACAUCGUGUUCAAGAACCAGAACGAGCAGAAGCUGUCGCUGGAGGAGCUACUGCACAAGCCGGUCGCCCGCGUCCAGAAGAACGCGCUCGUGCUGGAGGAUCUGCUCAACCAGACGCCGGAACAGCACCCGGACUACCAUCCGCUGCGCCAGGCGUCCAAAACGAUACGCAACUUCCUGUCCGAGUUUAACGUCGUGCAGACGCGGUCAAUGUUCCCGAGCGACGAUAAAGCCCUCCGGCGGCUGGUGAAGAACUCGUUCAUCGUGGAGCUGGCCGACGGGCAUCGGAAGUUGCGCCAUCUACUGCUGUUCAACGAUGUGAUCGCGUGCGCCAAGUACAAGGCGGUCGGCCGGGCCGGCGACCGGAAUGGGUUCGAGUUCGAGCUGAAGUGGUACAUCCCGCUGCGGGACAUACUGAUCUGCGAAGAGUCGGCAAACGAUCCGAAAGAGGCGAGCCCGAUCAACAUCGUGCACCUGAAGUCGCAGGCGUGCACCGUGCGCGACCAGAUCAUGCUGGACGAGAAGGACCGGCCGGGCGGUUCUAGCCGGGCCGGCGACAAGCACCGGAAGAAGCUGGCCGAUCUCGAGGCGCAGCUGGUGCUGGCGUCGCCGAACCUGGUGUUCAAGAUCGGCAACAAGGCGACCGGCAAAACGAUGACGUUCUUCCUCAGCUCCGACUUUGAGCGUACGCAAUGGAUCGAGUCGAUACUUUCCCUGCAGCAAUCCUGCAACCUGCCCGGGCACAUCCCGGUACAGAUCUACGAUCUGCACGCGUGGAUAACGGCCUGCCAGUCGCUGAUCAAGACCGAGAUGGGGUCCUACCUGAUGCGGAACGCGCGCGACGAGAGCCUGCUGGUCGGCGACCUGCACCUCACCAUCCAGGGCCUGAGCGGGUUCGAUCAGCCGUGCGAUCUGUUCGUGUGCGUCGAAAUCGACUCGUACGGGCACUACUUCCGCAAGGCGAAGACGAAGCUGGUCUGCCGCAGCGCGACGCCCCAGUGGAAUGAGUCGUUCGUGCUCGAGCUGGAGGGCAGCCAGAACCUGCGCAUCCUGCUGUACCAGGACGAUGUGCAGCGCCCGAUACUGCGCGCGAAGCAUAUUCUCAAACUGAGCCGUAGCUGGAUGCAGGAAACGCCGACCAGAAAGGUGCUGCAGCUGUCCGAGACGCUCAGCAUCAGCACGAUCAUACGGUUUGUGCCGGGCGAGGUGACGUUGCGCCGUGUGCCCACCUCCAAGCCGGGCGCACUGUUCGGCGCUAAGCUGCAGCAAGUGAUCAAACGCGAAAAGCGAGACAUUCCAUUCAUUGUGAGCGCGUGCGUCCGGGAGGUGGAACGGCGCGGCAUGACCGAGGUCGGCAUCUAUCGCGUGUCCGGGUCCGCGUCCGACGUCGCCAAGCUGAAGAAGUCGUUCGAGACGAACGCGUACGAGGCGGAACAGCUGCUGAAGGAGGUCGACAUCCACUCGGUGACCGGGAUCCUCAAGUCGUACCUGCGCGACCUGCCGGAAGCGCUCUUCACCGAUCAGUAUUAUCCGAAGUUGUUCGACGCGUUCAACCGCCACUCGAACCUGAGCGAGGGGACGCGCAUCCACGAGCUGCAGCGCAUCUUUGCCGAGCUGCCGCAACCGAACAAAGCCACCAUCAACCUGCUGCUGGACCAUCUGAUGAGGGUACACCAGCAGGAGAUCGAAAACAAGAUGUCGCUCCACAAUCUGGCGAUGGUGUUCGGGCCGACGCUGCUGCGACCCGGCCCGAGUGCGACCAAGCAAAAGGACCUGCUCGAAUCGAGCACGGCCGACGUGAUGACGCAGGCGGGCAUCUUGUACAGCUUUCUGCAGGCCCGCCUAAAGUAAUGCCGGCUGGAAGUGUUCCAACCGCCCCUCCCCCCCAACACCCCAGACCACGAACGGCGUCCAACGUCUCUAGCAAGCAAAUGGGGCGGGGGCAAAACCUCCGACGGAAGCACUUCAAAAUGGCGCAGCCAGAACUGAACGAUUUAAUUAUUUCUUGUUUAAUUUGUUUUACGUUUACAUCGUCCUCUCGUCCUCAUCCCGCCUUCCAGUGCCAGCUUGGGGGUACGAAAUCGGGGCUGAACCGUUCCUGUUCGCAUACCUCUACCCGACGGCACCUUGAGUUUUUCUCUCCUUUUUGACCAAGGUCCGCUGGCGUGUGUGUGAUGGCUUGUUUUCGCUCGUGCAUGAAUUUUGAAUUUUGGUUUUGGAAAGGAAAAUGCAAAUGGGUGUAUUCCCACCCACCCAUCCCCCCUGCUGUACAGACGCUCGUGGGCUGGGCCGGUCCGGUAUGAAAGAUUUCUGCAUCGUAAAGAAGCUACGACAGAGGGUUGUUGUUAUUCCGCAUCAAAGACUACCAACCGCAUUGGUUGUUUUGUCGUUUUUUAUCCGGUAAAGCAAGCCCAAUAAUCCAAUAAGGCAUGCUCGUUUGUGCGACCAAACGCAUAAUGUACUCGCUACAGCACGGUGUGUGUGUGUGUGUGUGGUAAAGGGAGAUAGCAGUAAUCGGUCGCGCUAAACCCAACAUUGUUUGACUGCUUCGAGAACUUAUAUAAUAUCGUUCGUUUUCGCUAUGAAACCAAAAUGAGAAACAAAAAAAAAGGGAACGUCAAGGUAUUUAAAGGUAUUAGUUUUAUGUUAAAAACACUCCCAAAGGAUCCACACAGAGACGCACACAAAAAAAACGACCCAAGGCAGCUCCUUUCGCUUCUCGCUGAUCGAAAACGAAAACAUUAACAAACAGACCACGGGGAAAGUAACGAUUUUUGUUAGGUUUUUCAUAGGUUUAGGUUAUAUUUUAAAUGGCACGCAGCGGCUAGGAACUAAUUUUAUCCCUUAGGCAGGACAUUUCGGGCGCGUUUUAGGUUAGUGCUUUUGUUAAUGUGUUGCUUCAAAAGCAAUUCCGCUUCCUUACCGACACGUCUCUGCUGUAUGAUGUUUGCUUGCUUUAAGUUGAUAUGGUUUGUUUGCGUAACCGGAACCGGUGUUCGGGCACACGAGUUAGUUUUAUUCUAUCUCUGUCUGCUCUAUCCUGCUGUCAUUUUUAUCAUUUUAAAUUAUUUAACUUCCUUUAACUUAUGAGACACUAGGCAAACAUCGCCCGAGGGUGAUGGAGAACAUUCAGAAUGAAUGAGUGCAAUGCAGCCGAAAAGAUGUUUUAAAUGAGUGUUUGAACUGCGAAUAAUAGCUCAAUUUAACUUUUUUUUUUGCUUUGGAAAAGCACGAUUUUUAAUCAUUCUGAGCAGCAAUAUUAUAUCAUUUCCCCCAACUUGGGCUGCUACUCCAUUCCAAAUCUGCCCCACGAGCGAAACAGCCACAGGACACGAGGGGCUAGAUUGACGAGCGAACAGUUAAAAUAGAGAGUUUGUGAUCCGAAGAAAGCAAAUAAAAACGUAAAAAACCCGUACAGCCGAAGCAAAACCGCAAUCUUUAUACAGACAACAACAAAAAACUAACAUUAUACAUAUAUAAAUAAAUAUAUAUAUACAUAUUAUUAUACUUAUUACUUGGGCAACUAUACAAAUAUACAUUUAAAUAGUUAUAUUGCGUAGACAUUAUACCUAAAAGCCAUUGAUACUGCAAAAUCGAAAACAAAUACACUCACCUGGCAGAAAAGUAUUUAGAGGAAGAAGAAAAAAAAAAUCCGCCUAGGAAUAGUGGUACACGGGCGCGCAAAGUUCGGUUGCGCGCACAAGUCAGUCAGCGGUGGCAGGCAGAAAAAGAGUUUAAAAGGCGCACGAUGUGAAGGGGGAAAAAGGGAAAGCUAGAAACUACCACAGCGGAACAGGGGGCAACGAAAGUGCGGCGUGCUUUCCAGGGAAAGGCGAAAGAAAAAUGGCGCGCUGUUGCGGUAUUAAACAGGGAACAGUUAUUACAUCUAAAUAGUAUGUCUUAAUAUUCACCUCAGCUUAUCGAAAUCGAAAGAAAGAAACAAAACAAAAACAGGUUUACACACUCCCCCAUUUAUUGAUAGUAUUUGUAUGAGCAAAGCAAAAAAAAAAAAAAUGGAACAAACGGAGGCCCGGUUACAGGACAGCUUGGUGCCGCAUUUUCGGGCCUUCCGCCCUCCUCCCCCCGGUACCGAUACAUGGUCAGGGUUCUUUAUUCGAAUUUGUCGUUUUUUUUUGAAAAUCUUCCUCCGAUACAAAAGGCAAUGAAUGGUUUAAAGACGGGAAAAUGCUAGAGUGUCAUCAUGCUAAACAUUUGGACCACGAUAGUGGCGGGAGAAGCAAGAACAAAACAGGCAUAAAGUGCAUUAUAAAUAAGUGCAUUGUGGCUCGUUAAGAGGCGAGCGUGUGAAGGUUCUGUGCCACGUUGGUGCAAACGAACUGCAGGGAAGCGGGUUGAGCAAAGAGAAAGAAAGAGAAACAGAAAGAGAGAAAAGGGAAAGAGUCGCGAAGAAACUUUGAUACCAGUAAGUGUAUAAUACAAGCAGGAAGUAGGACGGGAAGGAAAAGCUAAAUCGUAAAAGUUAAAAACAAACAUUUGCCGAUUAAGGAUGACACUAUUAUACACUCUAUAUAUAUAUAUAUAUACAUAUUAUACCCUUUUUUAAGCUUUAUGCAAAACGUUGCAAACGGUAAUAGUGCACAUUCGUUCUGGUUCACGAUCACUGCCCACCACCGGACUCACCAUUCCUCCGCCCCCCCCCCCCCCCACACACUUUUUCACCACAAACAUGCUGUCCUGCUUUCUGUUUUGCUACAAUGUGCCACUGCCUGCCUGCAGUUGGGACUGCAAAGACUUCCAAAUAAAAAGGACCAAAGGAUUUUAUUUUCUAAACCAUCCUCUGCCCCCUUCCUCCUCUUCUCCAAUCUCCACCCUCCCCUUUCCCUGCAAAUUCUCGAGAUGGCCAAAUUUUUACAAUCUCUCAUGCAUACACACACACACAUGCGCCUAGAUACGGUAGGAAGGUGCUUUUGGCGAAGGUGGAAUUGGCGUGGACGAAAGUAAGCAAUGGAAAUUAAAAUAGUGUGCACUUUACAACAGGUUAAAGAGAGGGGAAAACAUGGAACACACAUACACACGAUACGCUUGUGUGCGAGAUUGUGUGCGAAGGUGUGCAAGCAAUUGCGUUCAAGAGACGGAACUAAAAAACAAAAAAUACAACAGCGCAAAGUUGAAACAGUUUCGCGCAGUGGAGGAAAGUUUAAAAGGAUAAAAGGCAAUAUAUAUAUAUACCUAUCCUAGUUUAUGGAGCAAAAACAAACAGGUGAACCCUUGAAAGUAGAAGAAAAUGGGCCCAAAAAUGCCCCUUCAAGGGAAAAGAACGAAACAAAAAAAAACUCUUACGCGAAACAAUAAAACACAAAAUAAAAACAAGCAA